CACACAUUCACCCACUGAACUCUGAGCACGCACUGAAGCGGGUAUCCUGACCAGAAAGUGACGCUGGCCGUGAAGCGUGGAGCAGCACACUGCAGGCCGAAUAAACAGGAGAAGACGGUCUCUUCAGCUAGAGGAGAAUCAAGAUGGAAACUGUCCAGGAACGCAAGCCAAAAAGACCCCACUAUAUUCCCCGACCACCAGGCAAGCCCUUCAAGUACCAGUGUUUCCAGUGCCCGUUCACCUGCAACGAAAAGUCCCAUCUCUUCAACCAUAUGAAAUACAACUUGUGCGAAAACUCCAUCUCCCUGGUGUCACAGAAAAGUGGGCAAACAGCCCGACAGAUGAAGGCUACAGCAAAGGGAGGACCUCUUAAAACUACAAAUGUCCAACCAGCAGUUCAGAACAAUAAUCCUGAGAAACAUGGAGCCGAAGAGAACAAAGCUGAGAGCAGAGAUGACACAGAAGAAGUAGAUGUUGGGUGUGACAGUCCAGUCAGCAAGGACAGUCAGAGAGUGACAAACCCAAAUACAGUUUGUGAGAGAGAGGGCACGGAAAGCAACGAGGGCAAGGAUCAGACACGCCCAUCUGCCUUCUCACCUGUCACACCCAACUGUGACGGAGCAGAAGCUUUCAAGACAUCUGUGAAGCAGCCUGAAGAUUUGCAAGCUCCUGUUCCCACUUUCAACCACCCGCGCUUCCCUUGGGGCACGGUUUCUUCAACCAUUCCUUUAAAACCAUUCGCCCCUCUGUUAGUUCCCGAAUAUUCUCCUUAUCUGGUGUCUGAUCGACACCUAUAUCCACCUUACUAUCUUCCAGGAAAUCACCAUGUGAAUGAGCCAAGCUCUCCUUCCUUCCAGACAGAUUUUCUGGAUCCUCAGAGGCCUAUGGUACAACAACCAAUUAACCCACCUCACACGUCCCCAUUUCCCCCUUUCCCAUACAAGUACUGCCAUCCUCUUCACCCAGGCCACCCUCUACCUUACACCCUGUACAGACCCCACGAGCUUUCCAUGCCAAUUACAGGACACAGAUAUAUUCCUUUGGAUUUGUAUAACCCAACCCUUGGCCCUAAAGACUAUAGCUUGUACAUCCAUUCACAUGCCAGUCUCAACCACCCACAUACUUCUACACAAGAGGGCCACCACGGGCAAAGUGGAGACAAGACAACAAGGCUGAGCCCCAAAGAGGGCUGUUCAGCUCUGGGAUCUCCUGACAGACCCAGUCAGGCUCACAUCAUCCAGAGGGACACAGAGGUCCCGCAGUACACCAACAUCGGUGAGACACAGAUCAGUCCCCAGCUAGGAAACACAGCGGUGCAACCCAUGAAAAAUGAAUUAAGACCUGAGGAGUGUGUAGAAAUGUCAGCUCAGCCCACAGACAGAGGAUCAGCUGAGAGCAGCAGAUACUGCUCCAUGUCUCUUUCUGAGCCACGUCCUGGACCUUCAUCAGAGCAUCAUGACAGCACAGAUGAUGUAGCUCCCCUCAACCUCUCAACAAGAAACCAAGACAAAGAAGAAAGUCAGCCUGACCAAAGCCUAUGGUGCUUAGACACAGAGAAGUCAAAGGAGCACGAGUCACCUCUGAACCUCAGCCUCAGAACUUCACAGACCAGCCCUGAACACAGGUCUCCACCGAGCACUUCAGGAGAUCUUCAGCAGAGCCCUAUUGAAAAGCUGGAUGAAGAGUCUUGUGACCAGAGGCAGACUGCUGCUCUGGCACUCUGUCAGUUAGCCAUUGCGAGCUCUGCAGCCUCUUCAUACGACUUCAGUACUAUAGACAAGCCCUCAACAGAUGCGAAAAAUCCUGUCUCUCAGGAGAAGAGCAAACAAACUACCAGGGCUAAGGCAACAGGCAUGAAAAGACCACCCAGCGGGCAGGCUAAAAACAAAUGUCAUAAACCAAAGAGAGUCAAAGCACCCGAGCGGGUUCUGAGGAGGAGACCUCGUUGCUGCUAACAACCAAACUUUGACUACCAAAUAAUAUUUGGUAAAGACUAUCUCUGAUCUUAACACUGAAAGCCUCAUUAGCAGACUUCUUAUUGUCUUGGUUUAACACAGUUUUAGCCAAUAGCUUAAAAAAGUUACAUGCAAAACAAUGUUUGUUUUCAAUCUCAGACAUGACUGGAAUUGGACACGUUUGUUGCCGACAACUGACAACUGUAAUGUAAUGUACUGUGUAUAAA
Molecule: messenger RNA, 2182 nt
Organism: Archocentrus centrarchus (flier cichlid)
Lineage: Eukaryota; Metazoa; Chordata; Actinopteri; Cichliformes; Cichlidae
Gene: znf750
Product: zinc finger protein 750
Exons: 3
Coding region: 144-1955 (603 amino acids)
Biological process (GO): positive regulation of transcription by RNA polymerase II; epidermis development
Cellular component (GO): nucleus
Molecular function (GO): RNA polymerase II cis-regulatory region sequence-specific DNA binding; DNA-binding transcription activator activity, RNA polymerase II-specific; promoter-specific chromatin binding
Source: RefSeq, a predicted model, not a curated record